Messenger RNA from Heterostelium album PN500, 675 nucleotides. RefSeq lists its product as uncharacterized. The transcript has 2 exons. Bases 1 to 675 code for a protein of 224 amino acids. The record is from RefSeq and is a predicted model, not a curated record. NCBI's taxonomy places the organism in Eukaryota, Evosea, Eumycetozoa, Acytosteliales, Acytosteliaceae.
AUGAUUAAAAUUAAAAUCAGAAGAUACUUUAAAUCAUAUCCAUUCUUUGGUCCAGUCCUAUCAGGAAAUUUUCAAGUAAACAAAGAUGAAAAUGGAAUACUAUUGUUAGAUCUCGAUCCAAUUAUAUUCAAUGUUGUUCUUAAAUCGACUAAAAGAAUGUCAUCAUUACUCAGAUCUUUACCAAAGGAUAGAGAUAUCGGAGAGGUAUUUAGAAUGAUGGAUUACCUAAUGUUGAAAUUGGAUGUAGGUGACCAAUGGACCCUCAAGGAUAUUUAUUGCCGUCUAAAGGAUAAUCAAACCUAUGUUGAUAAGAUAGCUAGACACUGCUACGAGACGGUCAAAGGAAAUGUACCGGGUGCAAUGGAUGCCGCCACUGUAUUGUAUCUAAAGUUGGAGAAUAAUAUGAUAGAUUGGAGAAACAAUACAACAAAGUCUGUGGCUUACAACCUAUUUUUAUAUGUGAUAUCGCAUCCUCGUGUCUUUGGACCGAGAAUUCGUCAUCACUUGUGGAUCAGUAUCAAAAACAACUUGUGGUAUCGUAUCUCCCCGAAGCAACAAGCUGCACUCCCAAAAUGGCAACCAAGAAAUGAUAGACCUGAUGAUGAAAGUGAUUAUUCCAAGGAAUCGGAUUCUGAAGAUGAUUAUUAUGGAUCAUCGGAUGAUGAUUUUUUCUAA